GUGAUGAUGUUGGCGUGGGUAGUACUGUGCUCUUGUCUCCUGGCAGUAGCUACUUCGGCUAAACAACCAGACACCUUCCAGGUCUUCGUCGACCUCGUCAAUGGGCUCUUCCUCGACAGUCCUCUGUCCUUCGAGUAUGAGUUCGGGAGUGGUGUGCCCUUACUGCAAGGCAAAGCUAAAGUAACAAUUGGAACACCAUGGCAACUUCUUCCAAACAGUUCUGUCUCUUAUCCGAACCAAUAUACACAGCUGUGUUCGCUGGAUCUCCUAGUAAUCGGAAACAUAACAAUAUCUCAAGAAGACAGGCCGAACUUAGACCUGGUGCUGAGCGGGUGCCACAUCGAACUAGACGUGGCCAUCUGGAACAGAUCCGACUGGCGGAUUAAACCAAUCUUCAUCUGGCUCGAAGAAUGCGGAUCAAUAGAGUUCUCGAACGGGAUCGAACCCCCCGCGGCGGAACAGGUACUGCCCACACUAUCGCAAGGGCUCCUCAACACGGCCAUCGAGCUCUUCUCCAAGGAGUACGACGAAGAGGAGGACAUCAAGAGCGACCCCAGCCAGAACUUCAAAGUCCUCCAGGAUAUGUUCCCCGUCCUGAUGUACCUCAAGGGGAGGCCGAUAAAAGUCCAGGUUGAAGAUGAAGACUAAUUUUGUGUAGAUUUUAUUGUUAUUUAUUAUUGUAAUGAGUAAAUAUGAAAUAUCAGGAAUUGGAUAACGACCGCAAUAAAGGGACACGAUUGGAAGAAGUUUGUGGAGCCGAAAACUCGCUAUCAACUCGUGUUGUCGCCCUGCCGAUAUUGUUGACUAUUAUAUUUUGUAUUAUUUUUUUUCUGAAGAGGUUCAGUAUUAAAUACAAAUAAAUCUAAUUUAAUUAUCUUACCCCGAUUAUUGUGUUGUUAUAAUAAACGAUACUAUUU
Nezara viridula (southern green stink bug) is the source of this 917-nucleotide messenger RNA. Lineage: Eukaryota; Metazoa; Arthropoda; Insecta; Hemiptera; Pentatomidae. The record is from the annotation of a GenBank genome assembly.